Gekko japonicus is the source of this 1342-nucleotide messenger RNA. RefSeq names its product KIAA0040 ortholog. The transcript is spliced from 2 exons. Lineage: Eukaryota; Metazoa; Chordata; Lepidosauria; Squamata; Gekkonidae. The record is from RefSeq and is a predicted model, not a curated record. Bases 257 to 565 code for a protein of 102 amino acids.
GAAGCCGGCUCUGCAGUCCUCCGGGCCGCUUUGCUUUUCCACCCUCCGGAGUUUGGAAACUUCUCAGCUCGAUGAAGGCGCAGCUCGGGGCGCGCUGAGGAGGAGGAGGAGUCGGUGCCGGUGGGGAGAUUCUCUUUACACCUUUGGGGCUGAUCACAACAGUGAAAGCCCUCCCGCUCUAAGGUGCAGGCUGAGGAUAAGGGAAGGGGCCUGAACAGCCCUCGGCAAACACAUCCCUUCCCCACCGAGAGCCGCCAUGGAGCAGAUCAGCUCCUUUUUCCACUCCAUUGGGACUUUCAUCCGCUCCAAGCAUCAGGAGGGCGUCUACAACACUGUCUGCCUGGCGGUGCUGAUGGCCCUGCCCGUCCUCGUCCUUCUUGCCAGCCUCAUCAUCUGCUGCCAUUGUUGUUGCUGCAGCCGGCGGCAGCAGCAGCGGCGAAAGGACAGCAGCAGUAGUGGUUCUUCCCAUGGGAAGAAAAGGAGGAAGAAGAAAGAAGAAGAUCUGUGGAUCUCAGCCCAGCCCAAACUGCUCCUGCUGGAAAAGAGGCCAUCCUUGCUGGUCUAGAGUGGAGGGAGGUCCACCAGAGCUGUACUCCUUCCCUCGGUUCGUAGGACUUUGGGACCACCCACGGCAACCAUGAGAAGAUGCCAGAACUGUCUCCCUGCCCUUUAAGGGUGACUUACAGGUUGUUUUUUUUCUAAAGGACUUUGGAAUGAAGGAACUAUGCAAAAACUGUCACUGAAAUGCACUGGAGGGUCCCUAGCUGGGCACACGUUUACCGUCUCACUGCUCAUGUGCUCCGGUGGCAUGACGUGCUACAACCCAUGCCAGCAUCCAGACUAAUCCAACAUGACCCUGUCUGUAAGGCUUGUUUUCCUGUUAUGACCGGGCAUCUGUGCUGUUCUGCUUAAAGACCUAGAUGCAAAGGAGAAUAUAUUUUUUUCCAGCCGUCUUGCACUGACACCUUUUGUGUCCGCUGGCAAACACAAUCACUGCCGCACAGACGUGUACAUGUUAGCAUGCACAGCCACCAUUUGCAUCCGGGUGCUAAAUCGGAUCUCGCACAGAUGAACAAGGGGGGCUUUGUGGAGAGAUAGGUCUUUUAACAGCCGCAACCACCACAGAUAAAUGGAAACUUCCCGGGUUCAGAGAUAGGAUAACUCUGAGCUCCAGUUGCAAGAAACUGGAGCCAUUGCCCCCUUGUGGGCUUCCUGAGCACAUGCAGCUGGUCACUGCUAAAGCAAAAACUCCCUCUUAUUCUUAUGUUUAAAUGGCAAGAGCCUCCUUACUAGACCCCCCCCCCCCGGCAACAAUCUGAUGUUGCCAACCCGGAACAGGAUA